Neltuma alba is the source of this 1024-nucleotide messenger RNA. Its product is annotated as proteasome subunit beta type-6. Gene Ontology annotation, molecular function: threonine-type endopeptidase activity. Lineage: Eukaryota; Viridiplantae; Streptophyta; Magnoliopsida; Fabales; Fabaceae. The record is from RefSeq and is a predicted model, not a curated record. The transcript is spliced from 8 exons. Gene Ontology annotation, cellular component: proteasome core complex; cytoplasm. The coding region runs from base 105 to 812 and encodes 235 amino acids.
CUGCAAUCAUCAUUGUUUGGCGACUCGAUCUCAGUCUUGGUGUUAGGGCUUCGCGCGAUUCCACCUCUUAUUCUUCUUCUGCGUUUGUUGUUCCGGGGCUACGCAUGGAUCACAACCUAGAUUUCAACGCUCCUCAUUCGAUGGGGACGACCAUCAUCGGUGUCACUUACAACGGUGGUGUUGUUCUCGGCGCCGACUCCCGAACUAGCACUGGGGUAUAUGUUGCAAAUCGGGCUUCUGACAAAAUUACACAACUGACAGAUAAUGUCUAUGUUUGUCGCUCGGGAUCGGCCGCAGAUUCACAGAUUGUGUCUGAUUAUGUCCGCUACUUCCUUCACCAACACACAGUACAGCUUGGACAACCUGCUACUGUCAAAGUGGCUGCAAACCUUGUCCGCCUUCUAUCCUAUAACAACAAGAAUUUUUUAGAGACUGGCUUAAUUAUUGGUGGAUGGGACAAAUAUGAAGGGGGUCAAAUUUAUGCAGUUCCUUUGGGGGGAACAAUAGUACAGCAGCCUUUUGCUAUUGGAGGAUCUGGCUCAAGUUACUUGUAUGGUUUUUUUGACCAAGCAUGGAAAGAAGGAAUGACCAAGGAUGAAGCAGAGGAAUUAGUAAGAAAGGCAGUUUCACUGGCUAUCGCACGUGAUGGGGCAAGUGGUGGUGUUGUCCGCACUGUGAUUAUAAAUUCCGAAGGAGUGACAAGGAACUUCUACCCGGGAGACAAACUUCCUCUGUGGCAUGAGGAGCUGGAACCACAGAAUUCUCUGUUGGACAUUCUUAGCACUCCAAGUCCUGAGCCCAUGGACGUAUAGGGCCUUUGUCACGCGACUUGCUUUCUGUGCUAUGUUUGGAACCGACUGUAUACUUGCAAUAUGCUUAUAUAUUAUCGCUUGACAAUUUUUUUCAAGAGACAAUUAUGAUAAAAGGAUUAUUAGUUCUUUAACAGCUAAUGAGUUGUGGAGAAUUCCUUGUAUAAUUAUUGCUUCUAAAACUUUCGAAGGACCGAAUUUUUCCCUUGUUCAAA